AUGGGUUAUGGUGGAGAUACAUGUCGAAUUGCUCUGCAAGCAAAGAGGAAGAUAGGUUUUGUGAUAGGAACCUGUAAGAGGGCGAGUUUCGAGACUAAGUAUCAUGAUCAAUGGGAUACCUGUAAUGCAAUUGCUCUCUCAUGGCUUAUGAACACUGUAGCUCCCAUUCUCUUAUGUGGCAUCGUGUAUGCUUCUGAUGUGUCACUAGUUUGGGAGGAUAUGAAGGAACGAUUUGAUAAGGUCAUUCAUGUAAGGAUUUACCAUCUACAUCGAGAGAUUGUUAUGAUUGCACAAGGGGUCGAUAUUGUUUCGAUUUAUUUUACAAAAUUGAAGAAACUGAGGACUGAAGAUGAUGCAAUGGUGAUAUUCUCGAGUUGUGAUUGUCCAAAGUCAAAGGAUUAUGUUGAGCAUUUGCAACAACAACGACUGGUUCAAUUCCUUGGAGGAUUAAAUGAAUCACACUCGUAG
Solanum lycopersicum (tomato) is the source of this 468-nucleotide messenger RNA. Lineage: Eukaryota; Viridiplantae; Streptophyta; Magnoliopsida; Solanales; Solanaceae. The record is from RefSeq and is a predicted model, not a curated record.